Molecule: messenger RNA, 1379 nt
Organism: Amborella trichopoda
Lineage: Eukaryota; Viridiplantae; Streptophyta; Magnoliopsida; Amborellales; Amborellaceae
Source: RefSeq, a predicted model, not a curated record
AUCGAUUCCCAUUCCUUAAGCCCCAAGACUUGUGCCCAGCGGCAGUGCCGCCAGGGUUAGGGUUUUUCAUUUCAAACUUUAAACUUUACAGUACACUCAAGUCAAUACCAAAUAAAAUUUUCCUUUUUUUUUUAACUUCGAAGAAGAAACAUAAACGAAAAAUAGAAAACAUAUGAGAUUUGAUAGUGGGUUGCAGAAUAUUGGAAGCUUGUGCUUAUGCCCAACCCAAAUCAAGAGUAUUAUGACCCGGUGCUCUCUCUAAUCUCUGAAUCUCCAAAGUUAGACAAAGGUUGGCCACCCAAGCCAAAACCACCUCCAAAAGCUCCAGUAAAACCAGAUCCCCCUCCAUUGCAGCCAUGAUUUGACCAAAGAAAGAGAUGGGUUUUUCUGGCCUCCUCCAAAUCUGCUGGUUUCUGGUUUUCUUUCUAGUGUUUGCGAGCUCCGACCUCCUGGUUUACAAGGGCUGCUCAAAAAGGAGCUUUCAAGGCAAUGGAGCUUUUGAGCAAAACCUCAAUGUCCUGCUUCAAUCUCUGGUUUCUCAAUCUGAAGCCACCUUGUUCUUCAAAUCCACUUCUGGGUCAGGCCAGAAUGCCAUUUUAGGUUUGUUUCAGUGUAGAGGUGAUCUCUCUAAUGGAGAAUGUUACCGUUGUGUGAGUUCGAUCCAAAGCCAGGUGUUCGAGCUUUGCGGUAAGACCAUGGCUGCAAGGGUUCAGUUGCAGGGUUGUUAUUUACAGUACGAUAACCCUAAUUAUCCUGAGAUCUCAUCAAGCAAUAUGCUUUUCAAGACCUGUAACAAUAUUCAGGUAUCAGAUGACGGUUUUGUACAGAGGAGAGAAGCAGUUUUUGCAGAUAUAGAGAGUGGCUUAACAAAUGGACAUGGGUUUUAUAAGGAGAGUUAUGGUGGGAUUUAUGCCUUUGCUCAGUGUGAAGGGGAUUUGGGGGUCGCUGAUUGUGGUGAGUGUGUCAAAAACGCCAUUAAUGAGGUGAAAAGGCAGUGUUAUGAUGGGAUUUCAGGUGGGGUUUAUAUGCCCAAAUGUUAUGUCACAUACUCUUAUGGCUCUUCUGGUUCGAGAUCCGGUUCACCAGGUACAGGUUUCCAUUUGAUUUAACAGGGGAAUUACUCUCUCUCUCUCUCUCUCUCCAUUGAAAAAUUAUAGCUUUUACAUGGGCUCCCAGCAUCUGUUUGUUAAGAGAACCAAAUCAUCAGUAUUUUUGGUCUCUCUAUGUUCUAAUGGAAAAUUAUCUUUCUUAAUCGAUCUUCUCUCUCAUAACCCCUUCCUCACACCUGAAAAUUACCAGCUUUCUCUCUCCCUCCCUCUCUCUCUCUAUUUUAGAGAGAGAAACCCAUCUCUUUUUUAUUGCUCUAUCUGUAAUUUUAA